Hypoxylon fragiforme is the source of this 1704-nucleotide messenger RNA. RefSeq names its product 26S proteasome subunit P45. Gene Ontology annotation, molecular function: proteasome-activating activity; ATP binding; ATP hydrolysis activity. Lineage: Eukaryota; Fungi; Ascomycota; Sordariomycetes; Xylariales; Hypoxylaceae. Gene Ontology annotation, cellular component: proteasome regulatory particle, base subcomplex. Gene Ontology annotation, biological process: proteasome-mediated ubiquitin-dependent protein catabolic process. The transcript has 4 exons. The record is from RefSeq and is a predicted model, not a curated record. The coding region runs from base 221 to 1603 and encodes 460 amino acids.
GUGCUACGGCUAUGAGGCUGUCAACUUGAAGCAACAACGAUUGAGCUUGUAACCGCAAUUUCAACUUCAAUCAUUCCAAGGCUGAUUUAUUCAUCCACUUUCUAUUUCUAUCAUCACUACCACACUUGGCCCAUCAUUAAACAUUCUGUUGGCCUGCGCAGGGUCCCUCUAUUUUAGAAGUAGCAUUUGACAAUCGCUUUGCGAUUGAUAGCUUGUCAACAUGGGCCAAAACCAAUCUGGAAUGGGUGGUGCCGGUCAAGAUGGCAAGGAGGAUAAAGACAAGAAGAAGGAAAAUCCCAAGUACGAACCACCUCCCCGCCCUACCACUCGUAUUGGGCGUAAGAAGAGAAAGGCUGCUGGUACCUCUGCCGCCGCCAAGCUUCCCGCCGUCUACCCGACAAGUCGAUGCAAGCUUCGCCUGCUCCGAAUGCAACGCAUCCAUGAUCAUUUGCUACUCGAAGAGGAAUUUGUCGAGAACCAGGAGCGCCUUCGAAAGGCCAAGGCCGCAAAGGACAACACCGGCCCCGCCCCCGACCUCGAUGCUAUUGACCGAAUGGCCGAUGAGCGUGGUCGUGUCGACGACAUGCGUGGUAGCCCUAUGGGCGUCGGUACCCUCGAAGAAAUGAUCGAUGACGACCAUGCUAUCGUGUCUAGUACAACAGGUCCCGAGUAUUACGUGAGUAUCAUGAGCUUCGUGGACAAGGACUUGCUCGAGCCUGGCGCCUCCGUCUUACUACACCACAAGAGUGUAUCCAUUGUCGGAGUACUUACCGAUGAUACCGACCCGGCCGUCAAUGUCAUGAAGCUAGACAAGGCCCCGACCGAGUCGUACGCUGAUAUUGGUGGCUUGGAACAACAAAUUCAGGAAGUGAGGGAGUCCGUCGAGUUGCCUCUCCUACACCCUGAGCUGUACGAGGAGAUGGGCAUCAAACCACCCAAAGGUGUCAUUCUCUACGGUGCCCCAGGUACCGGCAAGACCUUGCUGGCUAAAGCUGUCGCAAACCAAACCUCGGCUACUUUUCUACGUAUUGUCGGAAGUGAGCUCAUUCAAAAAUACCUGGGUGACGGUCCACGUCUCGUCCGACAACUAUUCCAAGUCGCUGCCGAGAAUGCCCCAUCCAUCGUCUUUAUCGAUGAAAUCGACGCCAUCGGUACGAAACGUUACGAUUCGACGUCGGGUGGCGAGCGUGAAGUACAACGAACCAUGUUAGAGCUACUCAACCAACUCGACGGUUUUGAUGAUCGUGGCGAUGUCAAGGUUAUCAUGGCAACCAACAAGAUUGAAACUCUUGAUCCUGCUCUAAUCCGACCCGGCCGAAUCGAUCGCAAGAUCCUCUUCGAGAACCCGGACCAGAACACCAAGCGCAAGAUUUUUAAUCUCCACACGAGCAAGAUGAGCCUCAAUGAGGAUGUUGACCUCGACGAGUUUAUUAGCCAGAAAGAUGACUUAUCCGGUGCCGACAUCAAGGCUAUAUGCUCCGAAGCUGGGUUGAUGGCUCUACGGGAGCGCCGCAUGCGCGUGCAGAUGGCCGACUUCAGGGCAGCAAGAGAAAGAGUACUUCGUACCAAGCAAGAGGGCGAGCCCGAAGGUCUGUACUUGUAAUCUUAGAUAGUUGGAGGGUAUGAGGUUGGUUGUGGCCAACGCGUGUCGCCAUAGCCGAAAUAGACAAUAAUGUGAGAUGCUGCAAUCAUCAUAUACCCCUA